Babesia sp. Xinjiang is the source of this 1680-nucleotide messenger RNA. Its product is annotated as Protein angel -like protein 2. Gene Ontology annotation, molecular function: 3'-5'-RNA exonuclease activity. The transcript has a single exon. The coding region runs from base 1 to 1680 and encodes 559 amino acids. Lineage: Eukaryota; Apicomplexa; Aconoidasida; Piroplasmida; Babesiidae. The record is from RefSeq and is a predicted model, not a curated record.
AUGACAACACACGAUAUGCCGGGCGGUACCCUUGGAGCGGUGCGUCUUGCUAAUAAUAUGAAAGACGUUGCAUCUAUAUCAGGGUCACUCAUUAGUUGUGGCCUUGAUAUGGAACAAUCGGGAUUGCGGAAUUCCAGAGAAACGGAUGGAAAAGAUGAUAGGACCAACGAGGAACGGACGCAAAACGCUUCCAUAUUAACUAUGCCCACAGAUUGUGUGCCUAUGGUGACAUCAGUUGAUGCCAUUACCAAAGAACUAAAUGAUUUGUCUAUUGGUAAUUUGGAAGAUUCGCAUUGUAGUACUCCAAACUCCGAAACUUCGAGCCUGGUUGAAAGGCAAUGGUCAUGUGAAAAACAUAGCUCCAAAGAUGAUAGACGAUGUAAAUUCAAGUUCGACUCUUUGGCGAUUAUGAGCUUCAACUGCCUUGCACGAAGCCUUGUGGAUAACAAGUACUUGGACAAUGACCGUGAUGUAAUGUCUUGGAAUAUUCGCAAAUUUGCGAUACUUGACGUUUUACGGCAUUCUAAUGCAGACGUUGUCUGUUUGCAGGAAGUUGACGAGGAAGAAUAUAAUAACUUUUUCUUGGGUGAAUUCGAACGUUUGGGAUACGGUGCAAUCUUCAAAAAGAAGAAGUCGCCGAAACUCGAUGGUGUCUGCGUCUUGUACAAGGAAGAUCGAUUCGAUCUGUUGUACCACAAGGAUGUAGAGUUUGCCGUACAUGACGCACACUACGAUCGACUGCAGGUUGCCGUGGUUGUGGCAUUGAUCGACAAAGCCACUAAACUGGUAGAUGACGAUAAAGCAGAAGUACGCGAUAUAUAUAUUGUCGCUAAUACACAUUUGCUAUUCAACAAGAACCGUGGUGAUGUUAAAUUCGCACAGCUGUGUGCUAUGCUUUCAGCUAUAAAGGAUAUGGAAAAUCUUGCUAUCGAGAGUUUGGGUGAUACUGCCUCAACUAACCCCAAACCGGCAAUUAUCAUGUGCGGUGACUUUAACUUUACGCCACAAAGCCUGCUAUACCAUUUCCUGAGUCAAGGUUAUGUAGUUCUACGUAACUGCGAUGUUAAACUUAUGUCCGGCCAAUAUCUGAUGUUCGAUACAACUUAUAAGACUGAGCAAGCAGGUCAUGCAAAAUCUGGUAUAACUGUUGGAGAUUUCGAAGGAAACUAUAUAUCGGAGAUAUACGGUACAGCGGAUUGCAGCGAAUGGUUGGAGUCACUCUCUCGUACAACGCGUACUGACUUUUUUACAAAAAUGCCAGAUUGGAUGAAGAAUGAUGGUAGUGUCCGUCGUCUUAUAGCCAAUUAUUUGCACGCGGUAUCUGAGCAUGAGUCUGGGCAACCCGCUAUCGAUAACCAGAAAUGUGAAGGUACAGACGAUAAAGAGUUGGGUUCAAUCGCUAAUGACCUACUUUUCUGCCCAUUUAAAUUCACCAGUGCGUACAGUGUAUUCGACCCUGGACUUAAUCGCUGCAACGAGCCUGCUUUCACAGCAUUCCAUGGCUGGCAAAGGGGCUGUGUCGAUUACAUCUGGUACACUCGUGAAGAACUUGAUGUGGAAUCGAUAUAUGAGCUCCCAGCGUACCGAGAUGUAACCGAGAAUGGUAACUUACCAAAUAAAGGAUGGCCUUCGUCAGAUCACUUUAGCCUAGUGUCACAAUUUAAGAGACACUCCGCCUAA